AUGGCGGAGAGCGAGGCCGAGACCCCCAGCACGCCCGGGGAGUUCGAGAGCAAGUACUUCGAGUACAAUGGGGUGCGGCUGCCGCCCUUCUGCCGGGGGAAGAUGGAGGAGAUCGCCAAUUUCCCGGUGAGGGACAGCGACGUCUGGAUCGUCACCUACCCCAAAUCAGGCACAGGCUUGCUACAGGAAGUGGUAUAUCUAGUGAGUCAGGGAGCUGAUCCAGAUGAGAUUGGACUAAUGAAUAUAGAUGAACAACUUCCAGUCCUAGAGUACCCCCAGCCUGGUCUGGACAUCAUCAAGGAACUGACAUCUCCUCGCCUCAUAAAAAGCCACCUACCAUAUCGGUUUUUGCCUUCGGACCUCCAUAAUGGCAAUUCAAAGGUAAUAUACAUGGCUCGCAACCCCAAAGACCUGGUGGUGUCUUAUUACCAGUUUCACCGCUCCCUAAGGACCAUGAGCUACAGAGGAACAUUUCAGGAGUUCUGCAGAAGGUUUAUGAAUGACAAGUUAGGAUAUGGUUCGUGGUUUGAACAUGUGCAAGAGUUUUGGGAACAUCACAUGGAUGCCAAUGUACUUUUUCUCAAGUAUGAAGAUAUGCAUAAGGACCUAGCAACAAUGGUUGAGCAACUGGUGAGGUUCUUGGGAGUUUCUUAUGACAAAGCACAGUUGGAAUCCAUGGUGGAACACUGCCAUCAACUCAUUGAUCAGUGCUGUAAUGCAGAAGCACUUCCCGUUGGCAGGGGACGAGUUGGGCUAUGGAAAGACAUCUUCACUGUUUCAAUGAAUGAGAAAUUUGAUUUAGUUUAUAAACAGAAGAUGGGAAAAUGUGACCUCACAUUUGAUUUUUAUUUAUAAAAAAUGCAUGCAUAUGAUAUC
Molecule: messenger RNA, 876 nt
Organism: Gavia stellata (red-throated loon)
Lineage: Eukaryota; Metazoa; Chordata; Aves; Gaviiformes; Gaviidae
Gene: SULT4A1
Product: sulfotransferase family 4A member 1
Exons: 7
Coding region: 1-855 (284 amino acids)
Biological process (GO): sulfation
Cellular component (GO): cytoplasm
Molecular function (GO): sulfotransferase activity
Source: RefSeq, a predicted model, not a curated record